Messenger RNA from Macroventuria anomochaeta, 447 nucleotides. RefSeq lists its product as uncharacterized. The coding region runs from base 79 to 417 and encodes 112 amino acids. NCBI's taxonomy places the organism in Eukaryota, Fungi, Ascomycota, Dothideomycetes, Pleosporales, Didymellaceae. The record is from RefSeq and is a predicted model, not a curated record. The transcript is spliced from 2 exons.
CUCUGCAACCUCAGUCAUAAACCGCCUUCAACCCAUCUCAAUUCUAUAUAAAUCAAAGACAAAGACGAGACGAUCAAGAUGUCCUCCCUAACCGCCCAAGAAUCCUCCGAAUCCAACCCCAAGAACCCCGUCAACGAGGGCACCACGUCCGCGCCAGGCACAGGAAGCGAUCCCGCCGUGCCAAAAGGCACGGGCAAGACAAGUGACUCGGGUUUUGAGAGUGGGCUGAGUAGUAAGGGCGAUAAGAUUUCGGCUGGUACACAGAAUGCAUCAGGCAACUCUGAGCAGAGGUCUGGCGCGGAUUUGAGUCAGGAGGGUGGUGAUAAGGGGGGGAAGAGCGGGAGUGAAAGUCUGCUUGAUAGUGUGGAGAAGAGUGUUCAUGAGAGGGGUGAGGGCGAGCAUUCGAGGGCUGUCUAGACGUAUCAAUACCUGCUGACCUGAGUAAGA